Messenger RNA from Cyanistes caeruleus (blue tit), 3409 nucleotides. The record is from RefSeq and is a predicted model, not a curated record. NCBI's taxonomy places the organism in Eukaryota, Metazoa, Chordata, Aves, Passeriformes, Paridae.
UGAAAAUCCCGUAGAUCCCCGAUUUUCAGAAACCGCGUGUCUCUACGCGCGGAGGAGUUCAGUUUUGUUGGGGUGGUCUUCAGAAGCGAGGGCAUACUGAGUGCGUCCCUUGGUUCUGCUUCGCUCUGAAGUGAUGGCUAUAAAAGAAAGCGGCUUGGAAGAAAAUAUUUGGUUUCUGUGACAGCUUGCAGAUUAGUUAUUAUCACGUCUGUUUUAGGUAGAAACUGAAAGCCAUCUUAAACAUACCAGGUGCAGAGCACAACACAGUAACCAUGAAUGACAUUGCACAGAAAACUGAGAUUCUGCUUUCUUCAUCUAAACCUGUCCAAAAGUCCUAUGUGCCCAAGCUUCACAAGGGUGAUGUAAAGGAUAAAUUUGAAGCUAUGCAGAAAGCAAGGGAAGAAAGAAAUCAAAGGAGAUCUAGAGAAGAAAAGCAAAGAAGAAAAGAACAAUAUGUUAGAGAGAGAGAAUGGAACAGGAGAAAGCAGGAGAUGAAAGAACUGCUUGGAUCUGAUGAAGACGAUGACACCAAACUAUCUAAAAUAGAAAAGGGUUAUGUUCCAAAGCUCAUAGGAACCGUUAAAGGCAAGUUUGAAGAAAUGGAGAAGCAAAGGCAAGAAGAAGAAAGAAAAAGAACGGAAGAAGAAAGAAAGCGCAGAAUUGAACAAGACAUGAUUGAGAAAAGAAAAAUACAAAGAGAACUGGCAAAAAAGGCACAGGAGAUUGAUGACUUUAACAAUACGGGAACUGAAUCAGCAGCUGAGGAAGGGGAUGAUUCACUGCUAGUUACAGUAGUGCCUGUAAAAAGCACCAGGACACCUGGGAAGAUGAAAAUAAUCUCUGAGAACACUGGAAAGGAGAGAGCAGAACAAAUAAAGACACAGGAUGAAGAAAUGAAGCUAAAAUAUGAGGAACAAAACCAAUUCCUUAAGGAACCCAAGUGCCUUUCAUUUGUCAAGGGUGAAAAUGAAAGCAAUGAAACUCAAGAGCCUCUGUCUCCUGGUAAGCUGAAAGUCACAUUUGAAGAACUGGAAAGACAAAGGCAAGAGAAUCAAAGGCGGCAAGCAGAGGAAGAAGCAAGACAGCGUCUGGAAGAGGAAAAACGUGCCUUUGAGGAAGCCAGGCAGCAAAUGAUAAAUGAAGGUGCUGAUGAAGAAUCUGAAAAUACUGUUAAAGAAUUCCGCCCUGGUAAACUCAGACUCAGUUUUGAGGAGAUAGAAAGACAGAGGAGAGAAGAGGAAAAGAGGAAAGCAGAAGAGGAUGCACGACGACGCAUAGAAGAGGAGAAAAGAGCAUUUGCUGAAGCAAGGAAAAACAUGGUGCUGGACGAUGAAUCACCAGAAAUGUUUAAAACCUUUUCUCAAGAAUCUCUCAUACCUGGUAAACUGGAAAUCAAUUUUGAGGAGUUGCUAAGACAAAAAAUGGAAGAAGAAAAGAGGCGCACAGAAGAAGAGCGCAGGCAAAAGUUAGAAAUGGAAAGGCAAGAAUUUCAACAGCUGAGACAAGAAAUGGGAGAGCUGGAAGAAGAGUCUGAAACUUUUGAGUUAAGCAAAGAGUAUGAAGAAUUGAUAAAGCUAAAAAGAAGUGGUUCUAUUCAGGCAAAGAACUUAAAAAGCAAGUUUGAAAAAAUAGGACAAUUGUCUCAAGAAGAAAUACAGAAGAAGAUUGAAGAAGAGCGAGCAAAGAGAAGAGCAAUGGAUGAAGAAAUAAGAGAAAGGGAAGCUGAAAAAUUUCAAGAGGAUGAUGAUGUAGAUGUGACACCAGCCAAGAAAUCUGAGGCUCCAUUUACUCACAAAGUAAACAUGAAGGCUCGUUUUGAGCAAAUGGCAAGAGCCAGAGAAGAAGAGGAGCAGAGGAGGAUUGAGGAACAGAAAUUACUACGCAUGCAGUUUGAACAAAAAGAAAUUGAUGCAGCAUUACAGAAGAAAAGGGAAGAGGAAGAAGAAGAAGAGGGAAGCAUUAUUAAUGGUGCUACUUGUGAAGAUGAGGAUCAAGCUCGAUCUGGAGCUCCCUGGUUCAAGAAGUCACUGAAAAACACAUCAGUUGUUGAUGGCGAGCCAGUGAGAUUUACAGUUAAAAUUACUGGAGAACCAAAACCUGAAGUUACAUGGUGGUUUGAAGGGGAAAUGUUGCAGGACUCUGAGGACUAUCAAUAUAUUGAAAGAGGAGAAACCUACUGCCUUUAUUUGCCAGAAACCUUCCCAGAAGAUGAAGGGGAAUACAUGUGUAAAGCAGUCAACAACAGAGGCUCAGCUGCUAGCACCUGUAUUCUCACCAUUGAAAGUAAGAGCUAGCAUUUUAAUCUGCUUAAAUCUCAGUCUUCUUGCCUCUUUCCUGUUAUGAAAAUCUAACUUCCUGUCUCUCUUAAUCCUUUUUCUGUUUUCUAGCUGAUGACUACUAAUGCUCUACUUUAGCUGGAAACUUUCUUCCCCUCAACUUUCUUACUGCAUCAUCUCUUUCUCUGAUGGGGCCAACUAAAGAAAGCAAGGAUGUGCAUUAACUUGUCAUUCCUGCAAGAGUUAAGAAUAUACCCUUCAAAUUGCGAGAGCUCCCUACUCAAAGCACAAACUAGUAUCAAAGGCUAAGAAUAAAAAAAUCAAUGUAUGAAAGACCAACUGAAGGAAAAAGCUGAAUUAUCAUAGUGCUCCACCAUCUGAAGACCAACUCUGGUGUAACAGAAUAAAGCUGAAUACACGAUCUGGAAACUUGUGUAGUAAUGUAAAUCUAUUGGUGUAUCUUGCAUGAGCACUGAAUAUUUAAGCUGUUUUGCUUUAUCCAGAGGCACUGAACUGGCAAAGGAAACACUUACUGAUGAUUUUCAAAAACCCAAGUGUACUAUUUUUAAAGAAUAAAAGAUGAUGUAACUGCUCACAAUUAUUUCAAGGAGCAUAACCUCUUUUGUUUUAAAAUGGGCUUGCAUUGAAAAUAUUCUGCUCUGAUCAACCUAUGCAGCUGAUAAUCUCAAAGAAGAACAAUCUCCUUUAGGUUUGUAAUAGUCUUCAAAGUACCAACAGUUGCUUGUAAAACUUGUGAUUUUUUGUCAUUGAUUAAAUGACACGGAAACAGGCGGUGACAUCUAUGACUGGCUCAUAUUUGAAGCUGGUAAAAAAUAAGCUUUAAGACAAAUAUUUUCAUUAAGUGCCUAUUUUCUCAAUCUUAACACAGUAAGUUAAGAUCCCAUAUCUCUGAACACUGUUUCCUUCGGGCUACUGUACUAUUUCUCUCUAACACCUGAAAUCAACACUCAUGUCACUCUGCUAACACCCAUGUGAACUAUUCAGAUUAAGCCUCUGGAGGAGUAACUUUACAAAAAAAAAAUUCACAUUUUAAAGUACUUGUGUACAGGCCUUGACAUAAAGGCAAGGUAAACUGCAGGAGAUUAAAUGUAUGCAGUCAUUUCAAAAAGGAA